AUGAUUGGCGUAAGCAAUAUUACUAAUAGGACGGAUCCAAACAGUCUUAAGUCGCGUGUUUUCGUUGGAAAUCUUAACACAGUGCAUAUGACAAAAACAGAACUUGAGUCAAUUUUCUCGAAAUAUGGGGCAGUCGUGGGAAUAUCAGUACAUAAAGGAUAUGCAUUCAUUCAAUACGCAAAUGAGACUAAUGCACGAGCCGCAGUUAUUGGUGAAGAUUCAAAAACCUAUUACAAUAUGGUUUUAGAUGUAACCAUAGCAUCCGAACCGAAAAACCGCAAGCGAGGGAGAUCGAAUAUUGGUUCGUCGCUUCCGUCCUGGAACCCCUUGACAAGCACUAACCUUUCAGAACUUGCUUUACAAGCUCAAGCCCUUAGCAGUAUAACUGGAAAUUCGGUUCUGUCACUGCAGCAGUUUGGUUUGGAAGGUAUUAUGGGCCAGCCCAACCUCGUUAAUUUUGCUGCUGCGGCAAAUUCAGUGUUCCAUACCCCCUCAUUGUCUGCUUUAAACGUUUCUAGUGCCCAAACAACAGUUACAGCGGGUAAUAUACGCAAUAAAUAUACCAGAUUAUCGAACGCUACAACGACUACGUCCUCAACAACUAACUCUCUUGCUGCCAAACGUACUCGUUUGGAUGGAGUGUUGGGUAAUACUGGUAAUCAUAAUUUUAACUCGAACUCUUUGCCUGCUGGAGCUAGAGGACAGAAUUUAGUCUCACUUGUUUCUGCAACGGAUAGCCUUAUACCUCCAGCAAAUCGUCGCCAGUCAUCAAACUCUGGUCCUGUUCGUUCUGUGCCCGAUCAAUCAACAGGCAACUCUUUAGUGCGUAAUCGAAUUAUGGUGUCUACUUCCUCUCGCCCAACAAACCCAUCCACAACUAGUUCAAAUCAAAAUUCGCAACCGGCGGAAAAAAAUUCCGAUGUAAAGCUAAAUCGCUCACAAAAUCUAGGCCAUUCCUUCGAAUCUGACCAUCCUCCUGUUCAGCAGCCCAAUCGUACAACCUCGUCGACAAAAAGUAAUAGUCCUCAUUCAAGUGUCCAUUCACAUUCAGAGGAUAUUCUGAUAUGCGGACGUUGUCGUCGUUUAUUUGAACAAGUUGAUGAACUUAUUUCACAUAAAAUGGCUGGUUGCAGUUUGGACAAAGAUAGCGGAGCUGGUUGUCGUUGUCGAGCCGUAGGUGAGCCAGAGAAUUUAGAAUGUGCAUAUUGUGGUGCCAACUUUUCAACUGCUUGGGGACUGAUGCAUCACUGUCAUAGUGAUCAUUUUUUGACUAUAUAUGCGCUUCCAUCACCUCCUCCAUCUCCUUCUGCAUCAUCUAAUUCUGCGUCUUCUGAACGUUCUUCAAUAGUUUCUCGCCGAUCUGCUAAUAAUGAGGGGGAGAAUUUGUCUGAAAAAUCAAUGAGAUCAAACUCUCAUUCAGAUAGAUCAAAUCAUACAGGUAAGCAUGCGACAUCACUUGUGAGGCAAAACAUAAAGCCUGAGCAUCCUGCAUUCGAUAACCACCAUUCUUCCAGUUCACAUAGUGUUGAAGAGAACCGUGAAAAUAGCGACUGGGAUGCAGAGGAGGAGGAUGAGAAUAACGACCGUAGUGGAGGCAAUACUCCAACAUUGGAGUCAGUGCAUAAUGGAAAAUUUGACCCAUCGGACAUCCCGAGAGAUCACUCAGAUACAAGAUCUACAUCUGGUACUUCAGAUUCAGAAAUAUCAAAUGAAAUUCGUAGCAAGCGGUUACUGAAAACACGAUCCCCACCCUGUCCUCGAAGAAGUCGUGGUAGUGAAUAUGGCCGUCAUGAGACUGUAGAUGACGAUGACUAUGCCGAUGACGAUUCAGAACCUGGUAAUAUAAAAACUGAAUAAUUACUCAGGUAUGUCGUGCUAUACUUUUCACUGAUAGUUUAAUCGUUGUAUUUUCGUUCACACUGCUAAUGAAUACAUUUCCAGCUCCUUAAAAAUAACUGUAAAUCAACCUAGGUGACUAAUACUGGAAAAGAACCGAUGCACAAAAAUCUUUCUUCCUGACAGGCUUAUUUCAUAGUUUUUGUACACAAAUAAGUAGCUAAACAUAGUAAGUUUUAGAAAUAUCUAUUUAAAAGCACGAUUUUACUACAUAGCCGGAAUUCACUCAUAGUUUGUGGGUUAUAUGACAAUUUCUUAUAUUGUGAUCCUAAUCUAAACUGUCUCAGAUCAGUGAUUGAAAGUACCAGGUUCAUGCGAGCUUAAUUUCCUCAAAUACCUAUUCCCUUGAAAUGCAAUUUAUUGUAUAAUAAAACCAGAAACAGAACACAAUUAACCAUGCUCAUUUUUCUAAAAACUCGGUUAAUAAUACUACCGUGCGGCAAUUUAAUAGUCUAAGGUAAAUAUCAAAAUAAUUUUCGGUGUGAUCACAACCAAACUGCUGUUGAUAACAAGACUUAAAAAAUCUAACCAACGACUUAUCAUCCUAAGUUCUCUACAUACUUAAAAGAGUAAGUUCUCAACUGAUACUCUACUCUCCUAGCAUUUCCAUGUUUAAUAUUAAAGGUAAGGCAAAUGAGGAUAGUUGUCUAUGAAUAAAAUUUAUGAUCAGCUCUGCAAUAAUACUUUCCCAAAGUUGGUGAUGCAAUAUGAACAUUUCUAUUUGUCUUGACCGCUAAUUUCAACCAUUGUUUAAAGUCAACAUUGAAUAAUUAAGAAAGAAGCCUAUUAUAGUUUAUCCGUAGUUUUAUUGUCGAAAUAUACAUCAUGAUGCACAUUCUUAUCAGUUAUGGCAAUGACUUUUCAAAUAUUAACGUUGACAGUAAUGCGUCCAACCCUAAGAUGGUAAAAACAGAGCAGGUUGCUUCCCAUCCAUACCAAAAUUUUGUCAGCCACUGACCGAACACAUCUACUGAGACUUAGAGUGUAAGUUAAGUGAACAACACACUUGACUACUACACAAUAUAGGCAUUAAAACAACCUAACCUUGAAAUAGUACUUUUCCACUCGUAGUAAAGAAGGUACACCCAAACGUUCUUUGAUCAUUUAUGAAAGGUUAUGCAUUUUUUUAUCCCUUUUACAGAACAGCACUACGUCAUCGGCAUACUAUAAAUCGUUAGGUCUCCACAUAAGGAAAAUAUCAUGUCUGUGAUAAAGACAAAAAUGAUCGAAGUGAAUAGCUCAGACGAAAAUCACUCGACUUAGCUCAUCUAAAUAACAGUUUGCUAUAAAUUCUGACUCCACCGAUAUUAUCCCAGUAAUGAACCUUCAAGAGGCUGAUAUUUAUUUAUUCGAACACAUAAUCAUUGGUACAACGGAGCACGAAAUACAUAUGCUCCACGAAAUAACAAUGAGGUUGUAAAGAGACAGAAAAUGUAAAAUGCAUAUAAUAAGAAGAACAAUGGACAUCAAUUAGUGUAUGAGAGUGGAAUAAUAAUAACAAUAAUAGGAGAAACAGUUCAGUUAGCAAAAGUACAGCCAGAAAGAAUCCUUUCAGUUAAACAAAUUACGUUUGCUUUUAUGACGAAAGUAAAAGAAAGUUACGGCAACAUCGCCACUGGCCUCUGUUUUGAACCAUGUCUGAUAACCUCUCUAGCCAGUGUUGCACCAUCUCUAGGACCCAACCAGGGAGUCAUGAAGGACCAACAGAAGCCACUCCUGUACAUCUUCCUUUCAUACCGCGACGUCGUAUCAUACACUGACCACCUCUCCGCUUUUUCCAACCUUUUCUAGCGUCGGCGAAUAAUCCACUAUGUGGAAUUCUCUGGGAUGAUGUCCGUAAAAUAUACCCAAGCCACUGAAUUCGAUGCUCCAAGAUAGUGACACCAAUUGAAUUGUCGUCGCUGUGUCCGAACAUACGCUGUCGAACCUCUGCAUUAUUAAUAUGGUGUCGCCACUGAAUGUCAGCAAUCCUUCGGAGACAA
Schistosoma rodhaini is the source of this 3878-nucleotide messenger RNA. NCBI's taxonomy places the organism in Eukaryota, Metazoa, Platyhelminthes, Trematoda, Strigeidida, Schistosomatidae. The record is from the annotation of a GenBank genome assembly.